AUGGCGUUCACAGAAACUGGUGAGGCGCGCUUCCCAAUGUACAGUGUGUACAAUAUCCAGCUGACGGGCAAAUCAUUGGAUAUUAAAGAGGUUGGAACAUGGAAGAGUGGAAACUUGGAAAUCAAAAGUCCUAUCAAAAUGUAUGAUAGGAAAGGCAAAGAAACCGCUAAACACAUUCCAUCCACGUGCACUGAAAACUGUCACGAGUGCCUACAUACCGUUGACAGAAUCUCUGAGAUUCCAGGAGGUGACGUCCAAUUAUUAGGUGUCUUCAAUGCUCACUCCAAAGGGAGCAACGGCAGAGAAUGCAGUAAGAGUGUCGAUGAAAUAGGGGUUCUUGCUGAGGUAGAGGGGUUCCUUUACGCAGUUGACCAAAUCAAUAACGAUCCGACCAUUCUACCUGACGUGAAGCUAGGCGCAACUGUGCUAGACGACUGUGCAUUUAGUCCAGUCAGGACAUUUAGGCAAAUAUCCAGAUUCCUAGUGAAGAAUGAUGAAAGCGCCGGCAAGAAUGGGUUUGCCCCGGUUUUGGGAUCCGUCACCGCCCUUUCUAGUAACGCAGCAAUCUACACACAGGACAUCCUUGAAGUGUACGGUGUACCACAAAUAAGCUAUCGGUCAUCAAGUCCUCUUCUCAGUGAUAAGAAGAAAUAUCCAAACUUCCUGAGAGUGAUUGGCUCCGAUCAGUACCAAGUAGAGGCAUUUAUUGAUAUACUAAAAGCAAGUAAAUGGACCAGCGUGAUCGCGAUAUACAGUGACAAUGCCUACGGUCUAGAAGGAAGUCGCCUGUUAUUAAAACUUGCCCAGGAAGAGGGCAUCACCGUCUCUACGCUUGUUAAAAUGAAUGACGACAUAGCAUCGGAUUCGAACGCCAUUCGUGACAUUAUACGAUACAUCUCGUCAGGUUUUCGUGCGCAGGUGCAGGUUGUCAUUAUGUUCACGACGGCUGAGCAUACCAGAGCAAUUCUGGCUGGCAAAGAUAGAGAAAAAGAUCUCCCAAGAAAGACUUGGUUCGGCGGAGAUGGAUGGGGAACCGAAUUAGGUAUUGUCUCUGGACUUGAGGAAACGGCCGAGGGAGCAGUGACCCUCGACUUUUUUUCAGCACCGGUAGAUGGGUUCAACAAGUAUCUAACAACUCUAUCGCCGUUUAAGAACUCGAGGAAUGUUUGGUUUCGAGAAUUUUGGGAACAAAAAUUCGAAUGUUUCAUUGCUGAUAGAACCUUCAAAGAACCCUGCCAAGAUGAUCGAUUGACGCCAGAAGACAUCGCACCUUUCCAAGGUAGAGUCGCCUUCAUAACCGACAUUGUCCGUCUUUAUGCCAAAGGACUAGAACAACUGAUGGCUGAUUUCUGUCCGAUGACGCCUUCAAAGCUAUGUGUUAACGCAGUUAAGAACUUAAACAAAGUCACAACAUACAUUAAGGAUUCAGAGUUCACUGGGUCAUCGGGUCUGGAGGUGGCGUUCGAUAGCUUUGACGAUGCCAUACCAAGUUACCAGAUAAACACUUUCCAAGAACUGUCCAGAAAUAAGUACGGUUACAUCAACGUAGGACAGUGGGUCAACGGCAAUCUACUACUGGAACACAUAUCAGCUGAUACGAUUGUGUCCUCCUGCAGCAAGCCUCCGUGCAGGACCACCUCUCCAGACGUGCUCGACCUGCAAUUCCAUCCUCAACCUCAAGACUUCACCUUGAUUGGGCUCUUCCCGCUCUACGGUUUCGACACGUGUGGUAACACUUGUGACGGCGAGCUACGCCACGAAAUAUACCACAGUCUGUUGGGAUUCUACUACGCGAUAGAUCAAAUCAAUAAAAAGGCUGCCAUUAUUCUUCAGGGUUCAAAGCUGGGGUACGUGGUGUACAACACAUGUUCGUCCCCCACGGUAGCAAGUGAUGUCGUCAACGGAUUUGAUGCCAAAUAUCCAUAUUUCAGCCAGCCUCCUGAGGUUCCGGUAAGAACCGGCGUAUUGGGCAUGGUUGCUGGAUUUGAGAAAAAUGAAUCGGACGCCAUCUCCGAAGCCAGGCGUGAACAACAACACUUGGUGCAGAUAAGUCCAGUAAAGGAGGGGUCCAAAACUGACGGCGUCAUUGGUGUGCCACAUGUUGUUAAAGAUACCACCACACUGUUGGUCAAUGUUCUAUUUCGCCUUCAAUGGACCCACGUGUCCAUCGUCGCAUCAAAUGAAAAGGCAAGCUUGGAUCUGGCCCUGAUAUUAAAAAAUGACAUAGAACGCCGUACAUUCAUUAUUGGAACCUUUCUAACAGUCAACGGGACGUCUGCAAGCGACUACGACGAUGUUAUUGCCAAGCUCGUAAAGGCUGGAGCACCGAACGUGGUAACCUUUGCCAAUGCUGACGACAGCCGUCAACUACUUCUUGCAGCAGAGCGCCAGGACACUGCCGGCCGUCUCCUGUGGAUAAACGCGGGUCAAUGGAAAUAUCCCAAAAUGGUCGUAGACGGUUUGGACGAAGUCAUGAAAGGUUCACUUAUUUUGGUACCAGACGCUGUACUGGAUGCUGACUUUGACAGUUUUACCAAAACCCUGACACCUGACAGUUUUCCCGAUGACCCUUGGUAUGCAGAAUUCUGGGAGAAGCAUUUUCAGUGCGCUCUGACUUUCGGCGGAAAGUUCCCUAACGCUUGUACGGGAGAUGAAUCCUUCGAGCGCAGACCAUUGCCUCCAAUGCCUGUUACGGCUAAUACAGCGAAAGCGGUCUACGCAUACGCCGACGGGUUGGCAAAGUUCUACUUGUAUAAGUGUGGGCGGGUUGAUUUUGAGGGGUGCCUAGGCCAGGUCAACGGUGAUGCUAAAGAUGUCGCUGAGCUGUAUAAAGAGGUCCGACUUGUCCUCGAUGAAGGGGUCGAUGAUCCGGUGCUGAACUUCAGAUAUGAAUACAAAAUUCUUAACUUCCAGAAGCUCAAGGAUGGAAGUUUUGGAUAUGCCACGGUUGGUUCAUGGUACAAAGGCAAGCUCUCGCUGUCCCCUUCUGAUGUACAGCGUUAUGAUAGCCUUGAGAAGGGAGCCCUCCUUCCACCGCCUCCACCGCUGCCUGCAAGAUCUCCUAACCUACGAGGCUACUACAAACAUUUCCUUAACCGAUAAAGUUGCAUGUCACUACAUACUCAAAAGAAUUCGUCCAUCGAAGGGCAUUUCAUUAUUGAAUUCCAAUAUUUUCUCGUAGGGAAAUACGCAUAUAAACUUUAUAAGACAGCAGGCUUAUUACCUAUUUCAUGGUAUAAUUAAUUGUAUAAUAUAUAAUGGUAUAAUAAUAUAAAUAUGGUAUUAGAAAGCUAAGAGGUAAAGUGAAGAUUUAAUUGGAAAUGAGUAAAGUAAGACUUUAUUUGUUUAACCUUGUCAGUCAAUUCUGUUUUCAUAGAUCUCCUUUUCUUGGAUAAUUGAAAGACCCUGUGUUCACAGGUGUUCACUUUGCCGUGUGUAGUAAUUCGCGACAUCUAUCUGUCAUUACCAAUACUAACCAGGAUUGAUCGAACUCUGUGGCUGAUUAUCGCUUAAUUGCAUUCAGUGAAAUCAGUUUAAUCGUCUGACACGCCACCUUGAGUAGUCCGGGGGUUAUUAGCUUUCGUUUGCGCUCGACUGACAUUUGUCUGGCAAUUAAGCUGUUUACAUGACUGAAUUUUAGCGAGAAUCCCCGGAGAGAUGGUUAACAUUUGUCUGACAAUUAAGCUGUUUACAUUUACUGCACUAUUUAGCGAGAAUCCCCGCAGAGCUGGAUUGAGCCUGCUGGUACGAUAACUUGAAUUUGAAUGCUUCCUUAGUAGCUUCGGUAUACAAGCUCUUUGAUACAAGGACAUAAAUCACUAGAAUUUGAAAUCUUAAUUUUUUUGAAAGAGCUAUGAUUAGCUUUCAUUUAAGAUUUGUAGUUUUUCUCAAGACAGGCUAUAUCCUCCCUGUGCUUAUGAUAAAAAAGUUUAGAAAUGCAUUACGUUCUGUCGCAUGUUUUGUCAUAAGUUUUAUUCAAACACUGUUGCAUUUAAGGUGCUAACUCUGUGGGGACUCUUGCUGAGGGCACUCAGCUGCACUGAAUGGCACGCCCCCUGGCGUUGAGUAGAAUACAUAA
Lingula anatina is the source of this 4078-nucleotide messenger RNA. RefSeq lists its product as uncharacterized. Gene Ontology annotation, biological process: G protein-coupled receptor signaling pathway. Gene Ontology annotation, molecular function: G protein-coupled receptor activity. The record is from RefSeq and is a predicted model, not a curated record. NCBI's taxonomy places the organism in Eukaryota, Metazoa, Brachiopoda, Lingulata, Lingulida, Lingulidae. Gene Ontology annotation, cellular component: membrane.